This is a messenger RNA of Penicillium macrosclerotiorum, 1257 nucleotides long. RefSeq lists its product as uncharacterized. The record is from RefSeq and is a predicted model, not a curated record. NCBI's taxonomy places the organism in Eukaryota, Fungi, Ascomycota, Eurotiomycetes, Eurotiales, Aspergillaceae. The transcript has a single exon. The coding region runs from base 1 to 1257 and encodes 418 amino acids.
AUGAAGCUUUUGGCAGCCUUUCUUGCCCUGACUCAAUCAUUCCUUGUCCCGGUCAACGCUUCACCAUGGAUCGGAACAGAGUACAUCGCUAUAGUCGAGACCACUGUGGUUGAUGGCUUCACAAAUAGUUAUCUAACGGAGACACCCUGGGUGGAAACUGAAACAAUCCGGAUAUCGCCAACUGGAACCAACCCUUCUGUCAUCAGUACAUUCACUUCCGUCGACACAUUUAGUUCCGAUGUCACUGCGGUAAAUCUUGUUGUCGCACCAACUGCUGGAGCUGCGAUAACGAGUGAUACAUACUACAACUAUUAUGUCAACGUUGUCUAUACAGCACCUUCAUCAUGCUCUUAUACGACCAGUCAGACGCUCACAACUGCAAUUCCAAUCUACAUGCCAUAUGAAGCAAAGGCUCUUGUCCAUCCUACUGCAGUCGUGACGAGCAUCGAAACAUACGUAUAUCUCACAUAUCGUGACACUAAUACCAUGGCUAUGUUAGCCCCGAGUGACAUUCCUCCAAGUGUCUUGGCCUCUGCGAGCUCCUAUUAUGCACCAGCAAGAUAUACUGCGUGCAGUAAUAGCUACUAUAACAGCGGUCUUGGAACUGAAGGUAGCAGCAGCUACUCGGAUUGUGACGAAUUCACCUGGUAUAUUGGCAACUCACCCUUUUCGGGUGGAUACUGCUGUGAUGAUGGGUGCCACUAUACCUGGGGCAUCACACCAUGGGGUCUCGCACUCGCGAUCUUUUUCGGAUGGUUCGGCCUUUUCCUGAUCAUUGGUCUAGUUGAGAGCUGGUAUAUAUUCCGUCGGGCAAUGUUGGGACAUAAAGCGCGCCGCGGUUUACCAUAUGGAUUCGCAUGUUUGUGUCCGGUGCUUUCGUGCCUCUUCCUGCUUUCGGUCAAGAAACACCCCGCGAAGACACCUGACCAACAGGCAUGGCUUGCUGCAAGAUGGAAUGAGAUAUCUGUUGGAACUAAGCUUGGGUUAUGGCUGAAGAAUUUCUUUAGCCGUCGAGAUCCCGCCGCGCAGGCACUCGGUUUUAGUGGGCCGGCACCUCCACCACAAGCAGCAUUUGCUCCCCAGAGUCCUAUAUACCCACCGGUCGGCACACCUGGAGCGCCUGGUAUGCCGCCAAUGGGUGCUUAUCACACUCCAACACAGCAAGGAUACCCGAUGCCCAUGUCUGCUCCGAGGGGCGAGGAGCUGGCGGGGGAGCCGAAAACAGUUACUGUGAAUGAGCAUGAGAGAACCCAAUAA